AUGGAAAAGUUUCUUAGCUCAAAAGCUUCGUUGUUUCAAACAAUGUUAUUCUUUAUUUUGAUUAGUAUCUCUCUAUCUUUCUCCUCCGAUACCACUACGAAAAGUUUUGAUGUGGUGAAAUCCACUCAAAAUGCUCUUAAUGCUUUAAAACCUCUAUCAAAAGAGGCACUACAACAACAACUACUCAAAAAGACGUUAAUUAUUUCUUCAUACUCCUUCACUAUACACCCCCGAACAUCCGUUGAUCACAUCAAUGUUUACCAUGAUUACGAGUCUUUAACUCUUGUGAGACUACAACAUGAUUUACACCGGGUUAGGGCAAUUGGAAAAAAUGAAUAUAGUGGAGAAUACCUUGUACGGGUUGGAUUUGGAACUCCACUCCAAGAUUAUAUGUUUGUAAUCAUGGACACAGGGAGUCAUCUUACUUGGAUUCAGUGUGAGCCAUGUCAAAAACAUUGCCUCGAACAAAUUGGCGAUAUAUUUGACCCAUCGGCCUCAUCAUCAUACAAGCUUUUAACUUGUAUAUUUGACGAUGAUUGUCUGCCGGUAAGGGAACACAAAGUUUGCAACUGGGAUCGAGAUGUUUGUGAAUAUGAAGUUGUGUAUGUAGAUGGGUCAUUUAGCAAUGGUGAUUACGUCAAUGAAACCAUCCAUUUUCACGAUUCCAGUUCGUUUCCAAAUCUAACUAUGGGAUGUGGUCAAGAUCAAGGACCGCCAUUCGGCUAUGCUGGAGGAGUACUGGGAAUGUCAUAUCAUCCGCUCUCUUUUCCCUUCCAAAUUCAAGCCGACGCUUUCUGAUUUUGUCUUGUUGAUAGGGAUACUAUAGAUAUGUCCACUCUUGAUUAUAAUGUGCAAACACCUCCAGAUUCUAUCACAGUUCCAUUUUUGGUUAGCACCGGUUAUUAUAUCAAGGUAAAAGGGUUCAUUGUUGGAGGCCAAACCUUGAAUAUACCACCGGAAGCUAUUUCUAGUACUUUACAUACAUUUGGUAAGGUGAUAGUGGAUUCUGGCGCAGUUUAUAGUUAUCUGUUCCCUCAAGCAUAUGAAAUACUCCGGGAAGCUUUCAGAAAAGAAGCAAAAAAUAGGUUAAAACGUAUAUAUGGGUCAUUCAGUAAAUUCGAAACUUGUUAUGAUAUGGAGGAUUGGCAGGUUGCAAUAGUACCAAGUAUGUGGAUUAUGUUCUCGGAUGAUAAAAAGUUGGAACUAAACGUGCUCAACUAUCUGCAUGUGUAUAAGCCAGGGGUGUAUUGUCUUGCGUUUCUACCAUCUCUGAAGACCGAUACUAACCCUUAUCCACAAAGCAUAUUCGGCAAUACUUUAUUGCAGACAACACGUGUCACUUACGAUCUUGUUAACAUGCUAUUGAGUUUUACGCCGGAUAGCUGUUAGAUAUAAGUCUUAUCAAUAUACUUGUAUAUUACCUAGUGUUAUAAUAACACUUUUUAUAUAAUUAAGUGGUCUAGCUAUGCCUAUUAGUGUGUGGUAGAGCUGGUAAUAUGGACGAAACACGGACCAAAAGGAAAGGAGGUUCUGUUUAGGUUGACCCGUUGUUGUAUGAAAGUAUCAUUCAUAUU
Messenger RNA from Erigeron canadensis, 1574 nucleotides. RefSeq names its product protein ASPARTIC PROTEASE IN GUARD CELL 1-like. Lineage: Eukaryota; Viridiplantae; Streptophyta; Magnoliopsida; Asterales; Asteraceae. The record is from RefSeq and is a predicted model, not a curated record. The transcript has a single exon. Gene Ontology annotation, biological process: proteolysis. The coding region runs from base 1 to 798 and encodes 265 amino acids. Gene Ontology annotation, molecular function: aspartic-type endopeptidase activity.